UUUUUGAACGGUCAAAAGUGAAAGGAAGAAAAGUAGCAGGAGGAACAGUAUAGUACAGAAAUUUUAAUUCGUUUAACCAUUUAAUUAAAUAUAUUGCAAUUAUUUAUGCCUUUUGGGAGGCUGAGUUCUUUUUCUGUUGACUGACUCAACAAAUAGCUGUCUCUUUUUCAACAUUGAGCAAAACAAGGGAAAGAGGAGAGAGGGAAAGUAGUAGACUUGCUUGCAUUCAAGUUGCAGGAGGGGAAUUAGCUGUAAAAGAAGUUUGGCGGAGAAGAUUGUUGGUUGAUUAUCAGGUGUUGUAAAUCUGAAUCUUCCUUGACAAUAAGAAAAGAAUGACCUCAAUAAAUGUAGCUCCUCCAUCUGGUAUAAGAGAUCCUACUCGGAAAAAUGGUGGUUUGGAUAGGCUUCCAGAUGAGAUGAAUGAGAUGAAGCUCAAGGAUGACAAGGAUAUGGAACCAGCUGUUGUAGAUGGUAAUGGAACAGAAACUGGUCAUAUAAUCGUGACAACAAUUGGUGGACGAAAUGGCCAGCCAAAACAGACUAUCAGCUACAUGGCUGAGCGUAUUGUGGGGCAGGGAUCCUUUGGAGUAGUAUUUCAGGCAAAAUGUCUAGAAACUGGUGAAACUGUUGCUAUUAAAAAGGUUCUUCAGGAUAAGAGGUACAAGAAUCGUGAGUUGCAAACCAUGCGUUUACUAGACCACCCUAAUGUUGUGUCUUUAAAGCAUUGUUUCUUCUCAACGACUGAGAAGGAGCUUUUCCUUAACUUGGUGUUGGAGUAUGUUCCCGAGACUGUUCAUCGGGUGAUUAGACAUUACAACAAAAUGAGCCAGAGGAUGCCGAUGAUAUAUGUGAAACUUUAUGCUUAUCAGAUUUUUCGAUCUCUGGCAUAUAUCCAUGGUAGUAUUGGUGUAUGCCACAGGGACAUCAAACCUCAAAACUUAUUGGUAAAUCCACAUACUCACCAGGUCAAAGGAGAACCAAACAUUUCAUACAUAUGUUCAAGGUAUUAUCGUGCUCCUGAGCUGAUAUUUGGUGCUACAGAAUACACUACUGCCAUUGACAUUUGGUCGGUUGGAUGUGUUGUAGCAGAACUGUUGCUUGGACAGCCUCUAUUUCCUGGUGAGAGUGGAGUUGACCAGCUUGUUGAGAUCAUUAAGGUUCUGGGCACGCCAACAAGAGAGGAGAUCAAAUGUAUGAACCCAAAUUACACCGAGUUCAAGUUCCCUCAAAUAAAAGCUCACCCGUGGCAUAAGAUAUUCCACAAACGCACCCCAGCAGAAGCUGUUGAUCUUGUGUCAAGGCUACUUCAGUACUCUCCAAAUCUGCGUUGCACGGCGCUGGAGGCAUUGAUUCACCCUUUCUUUGAUGAGUUACGUGAUCCAAAUGUCCGGCUACCAAACGGUCGGUUUGUUCCACCUCUAUUCAACUUCAAGCCACAUGAACUAAAAGGUGUGCCGGUUGAGUUGCUGAGCAAGCUGAUCCCGGAGCACGCAAGAAAGCAAUGUGCAUUUCUUGGGCUGUGAUGAUAUAUACACAUAACUUUAUCUAUCAAGGUCUCACUUAUAUUCUACUAAGCCGCGAUUGUAUCUUUGUUCAGAAGCACGUUUUCUUCUUUCACCUAUGUUGUCUAGGGUUCUUGUAUUUAUUACAAUUGAUUUGUAGCCCAAGGACCAGAAAGUACUUGUGUAUCUCUUAACUGACCAAAUUUUUUGUUUUAUUUUCAAUGACUGUUAACUGCUGCAACUGUUUAAUGGAAGAUUGCUAUUUUCUUUUGAGA
Molecule: messenger RNA, 1777 nt
Organism: Striga asiatica
Lineage: Eukaryota; Viridiplantae; Streptophyta; Magnoliopsida; Lamiales; Orobanchaceae
Source: the annotation of a GenBank genome assembly